This is a messenger RNA of Scomber japonicus (chub mackerel), 876 nucleotides long. RefSeq names its product insulin-like growth factor-binding protein 3. Gene Ontology annotation, molecular function: fibronectin binding; insulin-like growth factor I binding; insulin-like growth factor II binding. The transcript has 4 exons. Gene Ontology annotation, biological process: regulation of insulin-like growth factor receptor signaling pathway. Bases 1 to 870 code for a protein of 289 amino acids. The record is from RefSeq and is a predicted model, not a curated record. Gene Ontology annotation, cellular component: extracellular region. NCBI's taxonomy places the organism in Eukaryota, Metazoa, Chordata, Actinopteri, Scombriformes, Scombridae.
AUGGAUUCCUGUUUGCGCGCACUUUGCAUGACUUUUGUCCUGGCAUCGUUUACCCGGAGGUCAGGUGCGGUCGGACCGGUGAUCAGAUGCGAGCCAUGUGAUGUUGGAGCGCGGCUUUUGUGCAAACCUUUACCUAAGGACUGUGCCGAGAGAGUCCGCGAACCCGGCUGCGGCUGUUGCAUGACUUGUGCGCUGAGCUUCGGCCAGCCGUGCGGCGUGUACACCGGGAGAUGUGGCUCCGGGUUGACAUGUCAGCAUCAGCCCGGUGAAACGAAACCUCUGCAGGCUCUGCUGGAGGGACGGGGGAUUUGUGCAAACGCUACUAAUAAACGACUUACUCCCAGACCAACACCUCCAGUCAAUGAGCUACCAGCAGAGAAUAUUGAAACUCAGGACGAGGAGAGGAAUUCCACCGGCUCAGGCCUCCAAACAUUGUACAGCACCCACAGACCCAUGGGACCCUUGAGACCUCCUCCUCACCCCUUUUUCCCCUCUGCCAAGUCUGAAGUCCUAAGAAGAGAGCAGCAGAAGAAAACCCAGAACUUUAAAAUUGAGGAGCUCCCAGGACCACUCAUCACAGACCAACAAAACUUUUCUCUAGAGACCAAACAGGAGCCUGAGUAUGGUCCCUGUCGGAGAGAGAUUGAGAGCAUUCUCAGCAGCCUCAAGAUUACAGACAUUCUCAACCCCAGAGGUUUCCGCAUACCAAACUGUGACAAGAAGGGCUUCUAUAAGAAAAAGCAGUGUCGUCCAUCCAAAGGCAGAAAGCGAGGCUUCUGUUGGUGUGUGGACAAAUAUGGGCAGCCUUUGCCAGGUUUUGAUGGGAAGGAGCGAGGAGACGCCCAGUACUACAACUCUGAGAGCCAAUAAGAGCAG